AUGGCACGUGUAUUCAUCACCGGCUCCAGCGACGGCAUCGGCCAAGCCGCCGCAAAGGUACUCGCUGACCAAGGCCACUCAGUCGUCUUGCACGCGAGAAACGCAGAUCGAGCGGCAUCUGCUCAUAAAGCCGUCCCUAAAGCUGAGGCAGUCCUCGUAGCAGACCUGAAAUCUAUCGAGGAAACCAAGAAGCUCGCAGCCGAUGCAAACGGCCUCGGCCGCGGUCCAUUCGAUGCGAUCAUCCACAAUGCCGGCAUCGGCUACGGCUCAACCUCUAGCAAGGAGAUCACCGCAGACAAGAUUUCUGCUGUAUUCGCAGUCAACACUUUAGCGCCAUAUAUUCUCACUUGUCUGAUGGACAAGCCCAAGUCACGCCUAAUGUUCAUGAGUUCGGACAGUCAUUAUGGCGGUGAUGAAAACCUGCGAAAUAUCACCCAGUCACAUUCUUACAGCGACAGCAAACUGCACGAUACUAUGCUCGCAAACGCUUUCGCGAGGCGCUGGGGCAAAGAGGUCCAAGUUAUUAGUAUGCACCCUGGCUGGGUGAGAACCAAGAUGGGAGGCAGCAUGGCAUCUUCUGGCUUGGAUACGCCAUCCAAAGCUAUUGCUGACUGGGUGGCUGGCAAGGGGCCCCUUGCAAGCCUGCCAAGCGGUUCGUUCUGCUACACACGGGGUGCUGAGUCGGCUCACCCUGGUGCUGCAAAUGUGGAAAAGCAGGAAGAGCUCUUAAAGAUUUGUCAAGAAGUAUCCGGAGUUAGUGUUCCAUAG
Messenger RNA from Penicillium chermesinum, 768 nucleotides. RefSeq lists its product as uncharacterized. The transcript has a single exon. Bases 1 to 768 code for a protein of 255 amino acids. Lineage: Eukaryota; Fungi; Ascomycota; Eurotiomycetes; Eurotiales; Aspergillaceae. The record is from RefSeq and is a predicted model, not a curated record.